This is a messenger RNA of Passer domesticus (house sparrow), 788 nucleotides long. Its product is annotated as histone H4. Gene Ontology annotation, cellular component: nucleosome. The coding region runs from base 71 to 382 and encodes 103 amino acids. The transcript has a single exon. Gene Ontology annotation, biological process: nucleosome assembly. NCBI's taxonomy places the organism in Eukaryota, Metazoa, Chordata, Aves, Passeriformes, Passeridae. Gene Ontology annotation, molecular function: structural constituent of chromatin; protein heterodimerization activity; DNA binding. The record is from RefSeq and is a predicted model, not a curated record.
GCUACAUCAGACCAGCGGUGUCGGCAGUCCUGGUGGCAGCGGCGGCAGCGGCAGCAGCAGAAGUUCCAUAAUGUCUGGCAGGGGCAAGGGCGGCAAGGGGCUCGGCAAGGGCGGCGCCAAGCGGCACCGCAAGGUGCUGCGCGACAACAUCCAGGGCAUCACCAAGCCGGCCAUCCGCCGCCUGGCUCGGCGCGGCGGCGUCAAGCGCAUCUCGGGGCUCAUCUACGAGGAGACGCGCGGCGUGCUCAAGGUCUUCCUGGAGAACGUCAUCCGCGACGCCGUCACCUACACGGAGCACGCCAAGAGGAAGACGGUCACGGCCAUGGACGUGGUCUACGCCCUCAAGCGCCAGGGCCGCACUCUCUACGGCUUCGGCGGCUAAAGCCUUGCCUUACCGAACCACCGCGACAAGAAACCCAAAGGCUCUUUUAAGAGCCACCCACCUAUUCCUUUAAAAGAGCUGUAUUACGAUGUUACAGAGGUCGGAAGAGAAGGAUGACAUUGGUUUUAAAUGUUUCCAAAGCUGUUACUGCAAUGUUACUUGUGCUUUAGCGGAUCUCUCAAAUGUGUAAGUUCACUGCUAACAGGGAAUUUCUCUUUGCAGUAUAAGGUGGCUCUUUUGUGUUCCAAAUUAUUUUCCAAAAAAUAUUAGGAAAUUUUAACGAAUAUUAAUGCUAGAAAAAUCGUUCAGCUGCCCUGAGGUGAAUGCUUGCUGAUAUUUCUAUUGCCCCCUACACGCACACCUUGUCUAUGAUAUAUUUGCUUCUAAAAUAAAGGAGUAAAUCUAA